AUGGCCUGUAACUGCACAGAUCUGACGUCUCGCCGUAUAAGCGACGACAACGUCGAGCGCUCGGACAACUUCAGGUACCUCGGAUCUGUACUUGAUGCGUCCAUGGACAUCGAUCGCGACAUCAAGACCCGACAUACAGCCGUCGCGUCGUCUGACAGACGAAAGAUGGAUUUGAGAGGAGAUGAGGAGCGCAUUCGACGUUGGUUGUGUGAGUCAGACAUCGAGUCUAACCACGAUGAAGCAGAGGAACUAUCGGAAUCCGAAAACGAAGAUAAUAUGGUGGCAGAUGCCCACGUAGGAACUGAUGAAAGUGAGGAAGAAGGUUCGAUGUCAUCUGAUGAGGAGAUUUUCGUCAGCAGGCGCUCACGUAAGCGAAGAUUUGUAGAUUCAGAUGAUAAUACAUCCGAUGCAGGUCAGUCGGGGUCUGAGUCUAUCCAGCAUCAGCAGGAGCCGCAGGAGCCUGAGUCAUCAUUUGUGAUCCGUUCCAAUAAAAAUCACCUUUAUGGAAAGAGCGGUUAUAAAUGGUCUACUAGACCUUGCAAUCCACGAGCAAGAACAUGUUCUCGUAAUGUGAUUCACGUAGUACCUGGACCUGCAGGUGUAGCCAAAGAAAUAACAGACCCCAGAGAAUUAUUUCUCCUGUUCAUUUCUCAUGAAAUGAUCAAUGAGAUGGUUACUUAUACCAACACGGAGAUUGACAUCAAGAAGUCUAAAUACAAACAGGAGAAGUAUACCAACUCGCAUACUUCCACUAACGAAGUGACGGCUUUACUGGGUCUCUUGAUACAAUCAGAGGCUAUAAAAAGUAACCACUUGCCCACUAGAACACUAUUUGACCACAAACGGAGUGCAAUUACUUUUAAAGCGUACAUAAGUUCUGAUAGGUUUGAUUUCUUACUGAGAUGCCUUAGGUUUGACGACAAGACAACAAGAACAGAGCAGAGGGCCUCUGACAAGCUUGCUCCAUUCAGACAAUUUUGGGAGGCAUUCAUAACCAACUGUGUAAAAUGGUAUAAGCCCAGUUAA
This is a messenger RNA of Parnassius apollo (apollo), 1026 nucleotides long. NCBI's taxonomy places the organism in Eukaryota, Metazoa, Arthropoda, Insecta, Lepidoptera, Papilionidae. The record is from the annotation of a GenBank genome assembly.